Molecule: messenger RNA, 1907 nt
Organism: Paramecium octaurelia
Lineage: Eukaryota; Ciliophora; Oligohymenophorea; Peniculida; Parameciidae
Source: the annotation of a GenBank genome assembly
AUGACUAUUUUUUUCCAUAAAAUUUUAGAUGCUGAGACUGAGAGAUAAUAUAAUUGCUUCCAAAAUGAAUAAAUCAUUAAAAUUCAAAAUAAAUAAAAAGUUCUAAUCCUUCUAUUAAUAAGUGUUUUUACAAUUUAAAAAGGAAUUGAGAAAAGUUGGACUUCAUUAUCCUUUAAUCUAUUCGGAUUUAUUUUUAUAACAAUAUCCUACAAGUUUGUGAAAAAAGCUUCCAUGUAUUACAAAUAUUUGCUCUUGGUUAUUGUUUUGAUAUUUAAUAUUUUUUACCCUUUGAAUCGCUACAUUGGUACAAUUCCAAAUCAAGACACUUAUUUGGAUGGCUACUUUAUUUGCCUUGGUUCAUUAUCGUAAGUUAUUCAUACUACCUAUUUAGAAUCCUCAAUAGUGUAGAGGCUUAAGCCAAGUACAUGGUGAUGAUACCAAUUCUAGUAUUUAAUUUGUAUGUAGGGCCUUAUAAUGAAACUGGCCUGUGGUCACAAGGCUUGAAGUUUGGGAUUAUGACAGUCAUGGACAUUCAAUUUGGAAUACAAUAGGAAAUUUAUAGAAGAAAAUAGUUUUUCAAGUUGAAUUGCAAUAAAAUAAUUCAAAAUUAUUUCAACUCCUAAGAUUUGUUCGACAUCUUCAAGGUUAAAUUCGACGAAAAUGUUAAGUCCAUAAAAUUAUCAUCCCUAUUAGAAAAACAAAAGUUUAAUGAAUUUUAACAAUUAGAUUUUAAAUAGCGAAUAAGAAAAAUAUUAGUUCAUCCUAAAAAAUAUAACACUGAGAUGAAAAAGAAAAAUUAAUAGAACCAAUUUUAAUGGAACAAAAUUAAUUUGGAAACAUUUCUACUUUACUUUCUAAAAGGAAUAAAACCCAAAACAGAAUUUAAAUUAUUUGAGUCUUUCAAGAACAAAUUGAAAGUAGAGCUUGAAGAAAUCUCAAUUAAAAAUUUAGUAUAGAAUGAAAUUUCUACAUUCAACUCCAAACAAAUUGUAAUAUAUAAAAUUCAUCACUAUAAGACUCCUCAAGCUUUGAUAAUCUUGAAACAACAUUAGAUAUCCACUAAAAUCAAGAAGUUGAAACUCAAACAAGAAAAUUAUAAGCUCAUUAUAAAGUACUUUAUUUCCAUCUUUAACUCUUCCUUUAAGAAAUGCUUAACAAUAUUGCAGGAUUUCAAUCAAAUUUGCGAAUUCAAUAUAAAUUCAUAGCAAUAAUUAAUAUUUCGUGAGCAUCACACUUAGUUAAAUAAAGCUUGGAAUUCAUUUAGAAACAUGGUAGAUUUUAUGCAAUUAUCAUGCAAUAUCAACCCAUUGGCAACCUUCAAUAUUCUGCAAAUGAUUGAAUAGUUAAUAUAAGCAGUUAAAUAUCUGCAUCAUGAUAAUGUUGUAGAUCUGGAAAUCAUAAAUAAAUUAAAAAGUUCAUUUGUUGUCUCUAAUAAUGCAAAGAUGAAAUAACUCUUCUUAAAUUUGUUCUAUUAUAUAUUAGAUCUAAAUUAUGGAAAAAUUUAAAUCAUAUUACAAGAGGAGUAAAAUAGCAAUGAUAAUAUUAUUGAUGUAAAGAUUAAGUAUCAAAGAGAAAGCAUAUUUACAAAGUCAGAAUUAUCCAGUUUUCCAAUCAUAAAUCCAAUGACCUUUUCAGAUUUACAACGUAAUUCAAGGAGCAUGUUUAAUUUAGAAAUACCCAUUAGCAUUUGGUUGGUAAGACUUUUAGGACCAAAAGAUAAAAUUAUAAUUAGAAAAAUGAAAUAGUAAUAUGAAUUAGAAUUUUAAUUGUAUAAAAUAUUAACUGCUGAUAUGAGUUUACAACAAUAUUAUAAUAUAAAACUAGAAAAUCAAAUCAUAUUACAACAAGAAGAAUAACCUUUGAUCACAAAUUGUAUUUCUAUAUAGCCCUGUUUAUAUGGACAAUGA